Molecule: messenger RNA, 1175 nt
Organism: Micromonas pusilla CCMP1545
Lineage: Eukaryota; Viridiplantae; Chlorophyta; Mamiellophyceae; Mamiellales; Mamiellaceae
Exons: 2
Coding region: 1-1146 (381 amino acids)
Biological process (GO): glutathione metabolic process
Molecular function (GO): glutathione transferase activity
Source: RefSeq, a predicted model, not a curated record
AUGCGACCCGCGCGCUCGGCGUCCUUCGCCGCCGACGCGUCCACGAGCGCGGCGGCAUCGCGCCCGACGCGCGCGACGCCGCGCGCGUCCCGCCGCCGCGUCGCCGCCGCCGCCGUCCGAGCGCGCGCGGCGGCGGCGUCCGCGUCGUCGUCGUCGUCGUCGUCGUCGGAAAAUAAUGCGAAUAAUGCCGACCUCCUCCUCCUCCCACCCCUCGUCGCCCCCGCCGAGCUCCGAGCCUCGCUCCUCGCGUCCGAAGACUUGUGGCGCACGACCGCGCACGCGCGUAUAAGAGGCGCGUCCGGCGACGCCUCCGCGCCGCCGAGGUUCAGGCUGACGUACAUGCCGAUGCGGAACCGCGCGGAGGUGCCGCGGAUGCUCUUGGAACUCUCGGAGACGCCGUACGAGUUCGAGUGCGUCGGGUUCGAGCCGUGGACGCGCGCGAUGAAGCCGCGCAUGGCGUCCGAGCAUCGCGUCGGGUGCUUCGGGAAGCUCCCGGUGCUGUGCGACCUCGACCCCGCGGUCGCGGACGCGCGAGAUGGGUCGCCGCUGCGCGUGGGGCAAGAGACGGCGAUCACGCGGCACCUCGCGGCGCGGCUCGGAUUGGACGGCGGCGACGACGUCCGCGCGCGCGCGACGAUCGACUCCCUCUACGCCUUUUACUUUUCCACGAUGCGCAACAACGGCGUGACGCACGAGGGCGAGCACUACGCCGCGGGCGCGCUGCGCGACGCGCCCGCGGGGUUGCGCGACGACGCGAAGCCGACGACGUAUCGAGCGAUGCGUCGCGUGAACGAUUACUCCGUCGCCGAGCGAUCGAUCGCGACGCUGGGUCACUUCGAGGAGAUUCUGACGCGAAGCGAGACGGGGUGGCUCGGCGGGACCGCGGCGCCGUCGUACGUCGACGUCGCGCUGUUCGUCGAGCUGUUGGAGCUCUCGAUGGCUAUGGGCUUUUGGUCUGCUGGACGUUUGGAGCUCUCGAAGCCGUGCCACACGCCGGACUGGGCCGAGCGGUUCGGGCUUCCCGCGCUCGGCGUUUUCCACGACGAGCUGAGGCGUUUCCCGGGGGUGGCGAAGUACCUCGACGACGCGUCGUACGCGGGCAGGAUGCCGCGAUACGAACGGCCGGGGUAUAGAUACGUGACGUGACGCGACAUAAGACUUAAGACGCGACGCGG